CAAAGCUGAGAUUUUUUUAAUCAUCAACAUCAAAUAUAGAAUUUUUAAAUUAUGAUUUUUCUAAAAAAACUUGUAAACAAGUUAAGAUACUUAUACAUUAGUUGGUACUUGAUUGAUCCUCUUAAAUCCUAAAGCCUCAUUGCCAGCUGAAACUUCCUCCUCCCGACUGAUCUACAGUCUCAACGGCUCCACGGCUUCACCGCAGCACCAAGCCACCAUUCUAAGGCUGACCUCGACUACUGCUGUCGGCAGUCGGCUGACCUGAACAGCUUUCGCGUUCUUCCUUUCGGCUUGCCGCUGGUCUUUGAAGAAGGGUACAGCUGCUGAAAAUGGCUUCAGAACAAAAAACAGAAGCUACUCAAGAUACCGAUGGCGGUGAAUCAGCUGUUGGGCUUGCACAAAAAAUUGAAGCAAAGUAUCGUGAGCUGAAGGAGCAUGCUGAAACUUACCCUUAUGUAUGGGCAUCAUACGCGGUUGUAUAUGGUGGAUUUGGACUUUGGUUUGCAUACAGAUGGAGGAAACUCCGGAGGACUGAAGACAGAGUACGAGCCCUACAAGAACGUUUGCGUCAACUUGCUCAAGCCGAGGAGUCAGCGAGUAAGAGUUCUUCAGCCACUAAGGUAGAGUCAGCGAGUAAAAAUUCUUCAGCCACAAAGAUGGAAUCAGAGAAUAACAGUUCUUCAGCCUCUAAGGUGGACAAACCACCCAAAUAGGCAUCGAAGUUGCCCAUCAUUGCUCGACUGAAUUAUUUUAGUGUUUGAACUUGGAUGGGCAAUGCCUCGACUACUGGGAUAAUCUACCUUUCUGUUUUCUAAGACUGAAAUAGAUUAGAUCAUCACAAUUUAUAUGGAUAGUAUGUAAUACAGUGUCCAAAGUCAAGUUAUUUGGCCUCUUUUUGACCGAUCAUUUGAUACUGAUGAAAGCCUGUAACGCU
Amaranthus tricolor (Joseph's coat) is the source of this 934-nucleotide messenger RNA. RefSeq lists its product as uncharacterized. The transcript has 2 exons. Lineage: Eukaryota; Viridiplantae; Streptophyta; Magnoliopsida; Caryophyllales; Amaranthaceae. The record is from RefSeq and is a predicted model, not a curated record. Bases 330 to 713 code for a protein of 127 amino acids.